GUGGAGGAACAAAUAACCUUUUUCCAGCAACUGCCGCUAUUGAAGAGAGCACAAGUUUUCUAUUGUUUAAAGAUAUUGGCAUCACACGAGUCCAUGCUUCUCAUUUAAAUCUGUUUGUCAGUCCACGUCUGCUGUAUAUCAAUGCGUCGUAAGUACCGAGUCAAUCUACAUGACGAAAUAUUCUGAGAACCAUUAUUUUGGCAUAGAUAGUAAAAGAAACGAAUAGCAUUGUUUUUCAUUCAUCUCUAACAGACACCACGAAACAAUCGGACUGAAAGAACACUCGUCUAGCUGUUGAAAAAAAGGGACAUUCAACGACAAUGGCCGCCUCCUUAGUUCUGAAUCAGACUAUACGUAUCCAGGCAUAUCUUGUGACCCCAUCCAAACAACUUGAAAACCAUGCCACAGUCGUCUUUACAUCGUGUAUAGAUUAGAUAUCAUAACAACACAAAGAUAACACUGCAACUGACAUUUUUCUAUAAACAUACUUGUGUCUCAUGUGCCUACGAAAAUAAUAAUAGUAACAAUGUACGAGGAUAUGAAAAAGGCCGAACUAUCUUUAGACGAAGCUAAACAAAUCGUUUUUGAUUACUAUGACCUGAAGGUGAGCCUGAUUAAAGAGUUAAACGGUUACGAUGAUAAAAACUACUACAUAUCAGCUAGAGCGAAAAAUAGCACCGAAGAGCAAGGAUACGUUUUAAAAGUGAUCAAUUCUGAGGAUUCCAAGAACGAGGAGCUCUUUGAGGCGCAAUCUCUUUUAUUGCAACAUUUAGGCAGGAAACGUCUACCGUGUCCUCAACCACUUCUAACAAAUGACAGAAAAUUUCAAGUGAAAGUACAGUUAAAUGGAGUAUACCAUUUAAUACGACUUUUGGAGUACCUAGAUGGAACGGUGUUGAAUAAAGUGACAUGUACAGAAAAGUUACUUUACCAUAUAGGAAAAAUUACAGCCGAACUGGAUGAAGCUAUGACGGAUUUUCAUCAUGAAGCAUACAGCAACCGCAAUAAGUUUCCAUGGAUGCUGGAACUUGCACCAGACAUCAAAAAAUACCUACACACUUUGAAAGACAGUUCAAAAGUAUCCACAGUGCGUGAAGUUUUGAAAGAAUUUGAAGACCGAGUAUUAUCCGUCUGUUCUGACUUCGAAAGAGGUCUCAUCCACGGAGAUAUCAACGAACAGAAUAUUCUAGUAAAACAAUUAGAUGACGGUGAAUAUCGAUUGAAGGGAAUUAUAGAUUUCGGGGACGUGAACAAGAGUUGCUAUUUAUUCGAAGUUGCCAUUGUAAUGACUUACAUGAUCUUGGAGGCUAGAGACCUUGAUGCUGGAGGACACGUGAUCGCAGGAUAUGGAAGCGUCAGGAAGAUUUCAAAUGACGAAUUUGGUUUACUCAAGGUGUGUGUAGAAGCUCGACUUUGCCAAUCGUUAGUGAUUGGAGCUUAUUGCAGUUUGAGAGAGCCUGAUAAUCCAUACAUAUUGUCCACGGCAGCGAAAGGUUGGGAAAUGUUGGAUAAGAUUCGCAGCUAUCCAGAAGAUAAGCUGCUAGACAACUGGAGGGCGAUAUCAGAUCCACACAAGAACUCUAAUUGAAACUUUUAUGAGAAGUCUUUUCACACGUUAUUGGUUAUUCACUUCUGUCAUUAAUGUACACAUUCUACCUGACCAUAUGUCACGUUUAAGCAUCUGGAAGAUACUAGCGCCAUCUGUGGUACAGUAGCAGAACCAAACAGUCUAACUCUUCACUGCUAAAACUAGAGCUAGGAUGCUAAGUUGCAUAAUUGUGUAUUCGUAUAAAGUAUCAACAAAACCUGCCGCAAUCUUUAUGCUGACUACUAACGACAUACUAUUACGUAUAUCGGGAAAACCUGCUUUGUUGUUCAGAAUCGGAGAUGUUUACGUUCAUGAUGACAGCAACAGAAAAAUAUUUAGAUAUGAGGGAGAUGCCACAUGCGCGGAACCUGAAAUUCAUUUCAUGCGCAGUGUACAUACAUAGUUAGGCCCGCCUUUAUGAUCGACGUGAAUUUAAACUUCUUUUCUAGUCUUUGUGCUCUUCUUGUUCUUUUUUACUGGACUAUAUUUCAAGAGUCAUUUUUGUGUCUUAUAGAUGACGUUAGUAUCUUUCAGAUCUGUUUUUGUAUAUAUUAUUUUCAUCGUACCACAGUUGCUACUAUGUCUAAUAAAGGUAAUUUGGUGGAAACUGUUUUUAAAAAAUUUUAAGUGCAUGUGUCCUUGGUGUCCGCUCCGAGACGAUAUAAGAAAAUCCUCGAACCUUUGAUUAAAACGUAUAUUUUACAUUUAACUGUACACCACCUAUCUCUAAAAUAUAGCUCAAUAAUAACAUAGACUUAUACUAUAUUGUAUAUGUAUAAUAAUACACCAUAAGUUUAGAGCUUCAGUCAUAAUAUAAAACGUUCGAGAGAUUGUAUUUGUAGGAGAGCUUAUCGUAUAAUAGAAACGAGAUUCUAAAGGCACAAGAUUUCUGUUAGGAAUGUUCAGGGGUUUGUAAUUCGACAAUCACUUUCAUUGACAAACAAUCCACUUUCGUUCGCACAUAAAAAACAAAGAACUCUUG
Molecule: messenger RNA, 2570 nt
Organism: Acanthoscelides obtectus
Lineage: Eukaryota; Metazoa; Arthropoda; Insecta; Coleoptera; Chrysomelidae
Source: the annotation of a GenBank genome assembly